AAAACAAUGUCCUCCAGGGAAAGAUCCUCAAAAGACAUUUGAUCUCACAAGCGUUCACAUUCUUUCGAGGGACCUAACCCGGAAACGGGUAACAACAGCCUGAUUCUGAGCCUAUGUUCCUUGGAAUCACCAGGAGAUGAACACCUCUCUUAAUUACAAGUCCUUUUCUAAAGAGCAACAAACUAUGGAUAACUUAGAGAAACAGCUUAUCUGUCCCAUAUGUUUAGAGAUGUUUACCAAGCCGGUGGUUAUCCUUCCCUGUCAGCACAACCUCUGCAGAAAAUGUGCCAGUGAUAUCUUCCAGGCCUCGAACCCUUAUCUGCCAACCAGAGGAGGCACCACUGUGGCUUCAGGAGGUCGAUUCCGCUGUCCCUCUUGUAGACAUGAAGUAGUUCUGGACAGGCAUGGAGUAUAUGGUCUUCAAAGAAACCUGUUGGUUGAAAAUAUAAUUGAUAUAUACAAGCAGGAAUCUACCAGGCCUGAAAGAAAAACUGAGCAGCCAAUGUGUGAAGAACAUGAAGAUGAGAAAAUUAAUAUUUACUGCCUGACUUGUGAAGUGCCCACAUGCUCAAUGUGCAAAGUUUUUGGUGCUCAUAAAGAUUGUGAGGUUGCUCCACUCACAAAUGUUUACCAAAGACAGAAGUCUGAACUCAGUGAUGGCAUUGCAGUUCUUGUGGGGAGUAAUGACAGAGUGCAAGGAAUAGUAACGCAGUUGGAAGAAACCUGCCGAACAGUUGAGGAGUGCUGUAAAGGACAGAAGGAACAACUAUGUGAAAGAUUUGAUUAUUUGUACUCAAUACUGGAAGAAAGAAAAAGUGAGAUGACACAAAUGAUCACUAGGAGCCAAGAGGAGAAAUUGGAACAUGUCCGGUCUCUGAUAAAAAAGUAUGCAGACCAUUUGGAGACAGUGUCAAAACUGGUGGAAUCUGGCAUCCAGUUUAUGGAAGAGCCAGAAAUGGCAGUAUUUUUACAGAAUGUGAAAGUGUUGCUACAAAAAAUUACGGAAGCUUCUAAGGCAUUUCAGAUGGACAAAAUAGAGAACGGCUAUGAAAAUAUGAGCCACUUCACAGUCAAUCUCAAUAGAGAAGAAAAGAUAAUAAGAGAAAUUGACUUUUGCAGAGAGGAGGAGGAAGAAGAGGAGGAGGAGGAAGAGGAGGGGGAUGUGGCUGAAGGGGAAGGACUGGAUGAAGUCCACACAGAAUCAUCUGAUGAGGAAGAAGUCCCUGAGCAAGCAUCUCAGCAACAUCAGCAGGACACUGUGUCAAAAGACAUCCUAGCUGAUUCUCAAACAAACUUCACACCCGCAUUACCACCUCUGGGACCAGAUAAUGCUGCCAGCACAACUACUCAGGGUGAAGUUGUGCUGACCGCUAAUCAGAAAUCUGCAGGACCAGUAGAAACUAAACCACAGUCUAAUGGAGAGCCAAUUGAUCCCUUGUUUUACCCCAGCUGGUAUAAAGCUCAGCAGACCCGCCAAACAAGCAAUUCAGAUAUAGCCCCGGUGACUGAAACUAGGCAGGUAGGGUCUUCCAUUUCUGUAGAAGUGAAAGCAAAGAAGGCAGAAGCUCCCUCAGCAACUACUACAAAUGGGAGUUCUGCUGCAAGUGGUAAGGAAGCUAACUCAACUACGGAUACUUCACAGGGGUUAGCAUUCUGCAUAUCAUUUUUGGCUUUUCUUAUCAUACUGCAUCACCUCUGGAAUCAGAUUCAGUACAUGAUUUAUACUUUAAGGGGUAGGAACUGUUUUGUUUUAUCCUUAACUAACAGCACAAGUCAUUUCUUUGGUAAUGCCUGCAGGUAGUUUAGAAACAAAUAUUGCAUUCUUCCCAUCUAAAAGGACCAUGCUAUCAUGUAAUAUAUGCUGUCCAUAGCUUCUCCCCAUUCCUCUUAAAUGUAAUCCUGGAGUGCAGUCCUGCGUGGUUAAAAACAUGACCAUGUUUUUAGAAAGAGAGAAAGGUGAAAAAAUGCAAUCUCAUGGACUGGUGUUUUAGAUUUUUGGCAUUGCUGAAGUUAUUCAAAAUUGUAGUUCAGUUUUCUAUAACCUUCUGUCCUCCAGAUGCUUUGAACUAUAGCCCAUCUUCGCUGACCAUUGACCACGCUGACGGGCUGCUGGCAGUUGUAACUGGAGGGCACCAGGCUUGAGGAGAGUGCUCUAGAUGCAGCAAGGGGCAGUUCCCUUUGCUGUCCACAAAAAUAGCCACAGUAAUGGAGAGGCUGAUUACCCAUCCCAAAGAUGCUUCUGACAUGUUCAGUAGAGAAGACUAAGGAAGGAAGGAGGGAACUUUACACAUUUGUAAUAAGCAUGUGAACAGGUCCCUGUGAUAAGGUACCACCUCACAAUGUAAAUGGACAUCACUUGAUUGAAUGUCCAUCCUGCCAGAAAUAAUAUGUCCAUGACUGUUUGGCUAGCCUUCUCCUUGUCAUAAACAUUUACAGUGUGCAGGGGGUUUAUUGUUGGUGUUGUUCUUGUUGAUGUUGUUAUAUCAUUGCAAUAUCAGGGGGAAGUAAGGGUGACAUUCAAAGAUAAACCCCUUUUUUAUUUUACAGCCCUAUGUAUGUAUUGCCUGUUUUUUCCAAAUUUAUCUGUUUUUGUUAUAGUAAGCACGAAACAGAUUUUUUUUUUUGCUAUUUCCUGCUCAUCCAUUAAAAACAUCAGAAGAAGAAGUGACAUGAGAUUUCCAGACUGUCUCCCUUCAAAUAUUAGUUUCCUGCUUAGCUUUAUCAAUGGACCACACCCCAUAAAAUGCCAUGAAUGAGACAGGGCAGUUGCUGAAUAGAUCAGAAAUUACAGCCUUGUUUGGAAGUAUCCUGAAAAUUAAAGAAACUAUUGGAACAUUUCAGUUUAGCUAGAACAUGCAGCUGAAAAAUGUCACUCUUCCUUUGGAAGCUUUACCUUAUAUGACUGCAGUUUUUUAAAGUUCUUCCUUUACAGCAUUGCCAAGCCAGCCUCAGUAUGGCAGGUAUAGUAAACAAGUUCUCCCUCUCAGAAUAGAGAGACUGGGGUAAGCUAGACAGGGCAAGACAGUCUUUCUGAUACUUUUGUCCUGAGUUAUUUAGGGCCUUGUAAAAUCCUUGAAUAUUACUCAAUAGCUGAGUGGCAGCCAGUGCACAGCUGUCAACCUAAAACUCAUAUGAACAUGGUAAAAAGCUCUACUGAGCAAUCUAGCUGCUGUAUUCUUCCCUAUCUGUAGCUUCCAAACCAGUAGCGAGGGCAGACCCACAUAGAGUGUAUUACAAUAGUCCAGUCUUACAGUUACCAGUGCAUGGAUCACAGUGACAAGGCUAUCUAUAUCCAGGAAUGGUUGCUACGGUUGUACCAGUUGAAGCUGAAAAUAGGUGCUUUUGCUGUGGGUGUCACCUCAGAGCAGAAUGGAAGGAUGCUGAAGUGGCUUCAGAACAACUUAUGUCCUGGUCACUCAGAUCUCCUACCAGUGCCACCCCCCCCAUGCCCCAAGGAACCCUUCUCCAAGAUCACUUUACAAACCUUAGAGAGCAGUUGAUAAGGUUCCUUCCACAAGAUUCCCAGCUCCAAGGUUGGCAUGCUGUUUCUGAUUUCAGAGCUGGAGGUCUGAACUAUCCUAUGGGGGGCAUCAGACAAUGUAUGGGGGAAUAGGAUCACUCUUUUAGCAGCUGAUAUACUGUUUAGACUUCUCAAGCCAAGAAAGCAACCUAGUGGCUCUAUUUUUUUCCAGUUGUCUCAGAUUCAAAUGAGAUAGAUGACAAUGUAGAAAGUGUUGCCAUGAGGGGUUUAUCAGAGUGUAUUCUGAAGCAACAAGGAAUGUGUCAUGCAUCCAUUAAGUCACCAUCUAUAUCUGAUGGUUCCUUUAUUUUGCCAGGUUAAAACUGAUAGAAGCACACUGUAUAUAACUGAUUAGUAUAUGUGAGAUAAGAAUACCACAUGGUUCAUUAGGAUCUUGCAUCCUCAGCACAGUUCAAAAAGACUGGAGGUCUUUGCUGUAGAGAACAUUAUCUCAGCAUGUGAAUUCUAAUCAGCGCACUAAAACUAACAGGCAGUUUCAAUAUUUAUAAAGGAACAGGUAGUCAUGCAGAUGUAAUGUAACAUUAGUAAAAUUGCUGUUUCAUGUUCAUCCCAUUUAAAAAAGCUUUGCUAAGUUGUCUUCCUAAUAGUUUACCUUCCUGUUCACCUUCCUGUGACAAUUAAUCAUCCAAGAAAAAAAACAACUGAACCACAACUUUCUAUUCUGGUUAUUCAUAUGUAAGCUCACAUUCCACCACUCCCUAAUUAGCCAGCUGUUACUUUAUCCCCGUUACAAGAUGGACAGGUCAUAGCAGAGAGAAAACGUGAUCCACUGGAGAAGGAAAUGGCACCCACUCCAGUAUCUUUGCCAGGAAAACCCCAUGGACAGUACCAAAAGGCAAAAAGAUAUGA
Varanus komodoensis (Komodo dragon) is the source of this 4390-nucleotide messenger RNA. It is a transcript of the gene TRIM55, whose product is annotated as tripartite motif containing 55. Gene Ontology annotation, molecular function: zinc ion binding. The coding region runs from base 137 to 1801 and encodes 554 amino acids. The transcript has 10 exons. The record is from RefSeq and is a predicted model, not a curated record. Lineage: Eukaryota; Metazoa; Chordata; Lepidosauria; Squamata; Varanidae.